AAAAUUAUGUUAAUGUAGCAUGCACCCGAUCCAGGUUUUUUGAGUGUGGGGUAACACAUGUGGCUUUGCUACAACCAUUGGAAAACUUGCUGUGUGUGUUUUUGGCAGGCAGUCACUUUUCUCUGCCGUGGAAACCUGUAGCUUAAGGACGUAGGACGGAGCCGUGAAAAACGGACCGCAGCUCCUCCAGGGAAUGGAGCUGGACAGCUGGACAGCAGCGCUGCUGACCUCCGCUGCCUGCGGUGUGGGAGCCCUGGUGGUUCUGGUCCACAGAGUCACCAGGCACCAACAGGCGACGGAGAAAAUCCAGAGAGCCAGGAAGUGGAGGACUGAGAGCCUGGAGCGAGCAGAGCAGGCUGUGCUGCGGUACAGAGACACGAAUCCACAGACAGACUCUGAUCUAAUAUUGAGCCUCACUCUGUCUGACCUGACAAAGCAGCUGAAGGAAGGCACGCUGAGUCGUGAUGACGUUCUUCAUUCUUACAUGGAAAAGGCUCUGGACAUAAACCGAAAGGUGAACUGCUGCACAGAGAUUUUGCUGGAGUGUUUGGACCAGUUAAAAACGGUUCCCUCCAACAAUGAUGGUCUCUUGUAUGGAGUUCCCAUUAGCAUCAAAGAAAAUGUUAACUACAAGAAUCAUGUCUCGUCUUGUGGUGUGGUGGUUUAUCUGGACCAGCCGGCUGAGGAGGACAGUGUGCUUGUUAAAGUUCUGAAGAGACAAGGAGCCAUUCCUUUUGUUAAAACAAACAUUCCCCAAGGUCUAUUAAGUUAUGAUUGUAGUAAUCCCAUAUUUGGGCAGACCUUGAACCCCCAUAACUCACAGAAGACCUGUGGAGGUUCCUCUGGUGGUGAGGGGGCUCUCAUCGGGGGAGGAGGCUCCCUGCUGGGCAUAGGUAGUGAUUUAGGGGGCAGCAUCCGUAUACCUGCCUCCUUCUGUGGGAUCUGUGGCUUCAAGCCAACGUCAGGUCGGAUCAGUUUGCAGGGUGUAAAGCCACUCUUUCGAGGGCAAAAAUCAGUUCUGGCAUCUCCUGGACCAAUGGCAAAAGAUGUGGACAGUCUGGUUCUGUGUAUGCAGGCUCUGCUCUGUGAUCACAUGUUCUCCCUGGAUCCCACUGUUCCACCGCUACCUUUUAAUAUGCAGAUCUACCAGAGCUCCAGACCUCUGAGAAUCGGUUACCUAGAAAACGACGGCUACACACAACCAAGUCCAAGCAUGGCCCGAUGCGUCAGAGAAGUUAAAGCCCUGUUAGAGCAAGCAGGACACACUUUGGUGCCAUAUCAUUUGCAAAAUGUCAGUUAUGCUUUACCUGAACUAAUGCUGAGGGGUGUAAUCGCAGACGGAGGAAGCAGUGUGCUACAAAAACUGGAGGGGAGUCCUCUGGACGCCUCUAUCAGAGCCCAGAUUUUCCAUUGCUAUUUUCCUAAGUGGUGGAAGAAAACUCUUUCGUUGUUUUUUAAGCCUCUGGGUCCUCGUGUUUCUACCAUUUUUUCAACAUCAUGUGGAGUUGGAUCUGUUGCAGAUCUGUGGGCUCAUCAUGCUGCUGUUGAGGACUACAUUAAUGAAACAAUAGCAUUUUGGAGAAAAAUCAACAUAGAUGUGCUGCUGUGCCCCAUGAUUGGACCAGCCUACAACCAUUGUUACUACAGCAAGAUUUGCAAUUCUCUGAGCUACACAAUGUUGUAUAAUCUCCUCAACUUUCCUGCUGGUGUAGUUCCUGUUUCCACGGUGACAGUAAAGGAUGAGGAAGAGCUCAAGCAUUACAAGGGCAUGUUUCAGGACGCCUGGGACGAACACUUCAAACAGGCUGUGUCUGGAGGUGAGGGUCUGCCUGUGGCCGUGCAGUGUGUGGCGCUGCCGUGGCAGGAGGAACUGUGCCUGCGCUUAAUGAAGGAGGUGGAACAACUGGUCAAACAGAGCAGGAGAUAAAGUCUGCAGAGUGUAGCUUUGAUCCUAGACGUGAUGGACGUGGACAGGUCGACGUCACAGGACCACACAGACAUUCUCAUCCCAGCACUUAAAGCAGUGAACAGAAACCAACAUAAUAACAAUAAUUUGUGAGACAGCGUUGACGAUCAUGGUGAUGAGAGUAAAUGGCUUUUAUACAAUCAAUUUUAAGCAUUGCAUAUCAUACACUUCACCUCCUUAUGAUUGUGUUCACAAUCAUUUAUCUUUAUAACAACUGAAGAACUUUGCACAUGUCUACAUUCAUUCUUGCCUAAUCCAAUGUAUAUAUGAUAAAUGUUCCUAUAUUAAAGUUUACACUUGUCCUAAAUAUUCAUCAGAUAUCUGAAUAAAUCUAAAGUGUUAAAACA
Betta splendens (Siamese fighting fish) is the source of this 2313-nucleotide messenger RNA. RefSeq names its product vitamin D3 hydroxylase-associated protein-like. Gene Ontology annotation, biological process: fatty acid catabolic process. The coding region runs from base 194 to 1927 and encodes 577 amino acids. The record is from RefSeq and is a predicted model, not a curated record. The transcript is spliced from 16 exons. Lineage: Eukaryota; Metazoa; Chordata; Actinopteri; Anabantiformes; Osphronemidae. Gene Ontology annotation, molecular function: amidase activity; fatty acid amide hydrolase activity.